Molecule: messenger RNA, 1166 nt
Organism: Ceraceosorus bombacis
Lineage: Eukaryota; Fungi; Basidiomycota; Exobasidiomycetes; Ceraceosorales; Ceraceosoraceae
Source: the annotation of a GenBank genome assembly
AUGCAGAACAAAACCCUGCUGCUCGCUUUCGUCGGUCUGGCGCUCAGCCUACCGAACGCAUCCUUUGCUCGACCUGCCGGUCUACAGCCCCGUGCGCCACCUGUCAUCGAAACGCUCAGCGACCUUGUCCGAGGAUCGAGAUCCGGUCUGCGCCACCGCUUCACUCCCAUGCGCUCCAGCGAGCCUGAAGAGAUUCAGCUGGGAGAAGCGCGCCCUUUGCGUGGAGGAUACGUGCCCGGCAGUGGUAAGCGUCGAAUGAAAAAGCUGGCGCUCUACGGCACGUGAGUUUUCGCGAAGCAUCCCAUCCGACGUUGAAGACCGUCUCUCUGACGAGUGCUCCCUCUCGCACGCUAGCGGACUGGCCGUCGUUGGUACAGCCACUGGUGUAGGCGCCCAUGAAAUCGUUCAGCAUGAGCGCGAGCAGAAUCGUAAGCUUGCGGUGAUGCGUGCUGAUCUCGAAAAGCGUGAGUGACGUAAGGUCAGCAUGGUGAUGUCUAAGGAGCCGAUGCCAACCAGAGGUGCUUGUUCAUGCAGAGGCCGCAGCUUUGAGAGACUCGAAACGUAAUCCAUCGAGCGGCAAUGAGGUAAAUGCCUCGACGCAAGAGGUCAAUCCGCAAGUGGCGCUACCAAACAGCAACGACACGUACUACGGAGCCCCUCGUCCGUAUAGAUCGGUGCCAUCUCCUGGCGCAGGACACGGCGCGCCACCCAAUCUGCCAGGCAUGUCGUCGGCACAGGCAGGUCCCGAUCAGUCCGUACCCUCGCCCGGAGCCGGGCAUGGUGGACCACCAGGCCCGCUGGUCGUAAAGGAUGAGGCGGUACAAGACGCUCUUCCCGAUCAGUCCGUACCCUCGCCCGGAGCCGGGCAUGGUGGACCACCAGGCCCGCUGGUCGUAAAGGAUGAGGUCGUGCAAGACGCUUUUCCUGCUCAGUCGGUACCUUCGCCAGGGACUGGGAAUGGCCUAGGCCCGCUAGCUGCAAAGGAUGAUCGUGAGGCUCUUCCCAGCGAGGCUGGACCUUCGCCAGGGACUGGGAAUGGCAAACCCCCAGGCCCGCCGGUCGUGCAGGCCAAAGAAGGACAAGAUGCAGAGACCAUGGGUCGCAAGGGAGGCAGUCCGGGUAGCAUUCCUGCUCCAGCGGCACAAAAGACUCCGAACCCACCUUAG